Messenger RNA from Nymphaea colorata (pocket water lily), 402 nucleotides. RefSeq names its product cytochrome P450 CYP82H23-like. Bases 1 to 402 code for a protein of 133 amino acids. Gene Ontology annotation, molecular function: monooxygenase activity; oxidoreductase activity, acting on paired donors, with incorporation or reduction of molecular oxygen; iron ion binding. The transcript has a single exon. Lineage: Eukaryota; Viridiplantae; Streptophyta; Magnoliopsida; Nymphaeales; Nymphaeaceae. The record is from RefSeq and is a predicted model, not a curated record.
AUGCGGACUACCAGAACCCAACGGUUCUUGGCCAAUAUUAAGAUAUACUUCAUCCAGCUGACCGGAACCACACCUCUCUAUAGAACUCUUGCUGCUCUUUCAGAAAAGCACGGGCCUCUCUUCAGUCUCCAACUGGGACAGAGGUGUGUCAUUGUGGUGGGCAGCAUGGCCCUCGCCAAGGAGUGCUUCACUGUCAAUGACAGAGCCUUCGCCGGUCGGCCGCCGCUAGAAGGUUGGAAACGCCUUGGCUACAAUCGUGCCAUGUUCGCAUUCAGCCCAUAUGGACCUUACUUUGGUGAACUCCGCAAGAUCGUCGCCAUCGAGCUGCUGUCACGCAACUCGAGCUGGUCAAGCACAUCCGGCUCCUUUGUCCGGCGCUUCUACCGCAGCCGGUCGAGAUGA